Molecule: messenger RNA, 4674 nt
Organism: Cetraspora pellucida
Lineage: Eukaryota; Fungi; Glomeromycota; Glomeromycetes; Diversisporales; Gigasporaceae
Source: the annotation of a GenBank genome assembly
AUGGUUUCUUCUCCACCACUUGCUCCCACCUUACGAAUUCCAGAUAUUCCUGAUUCUGUUCACCCACCCAUUCCAGGGGAGAGUCACCGUUAUUACGGCAAUAUCCAUAAAAAACAGGUAAAACUCCCCUCUAAUACCAACACUCAGACUUCUCGUGCUUCUCGAAAUGACAUUGAUGGUUCUGUGGAAAAUGACACGACUAUUCAUGAAGCAACUGCCGCUGGGAAUAUGGAUAGAGUUAAGGAAUUGCUAGAUCCUCGUGGUUCCGGUGAAACUACCUCCUCUUUCUUACUUGCUAACGAAGCAAGCUCAUCUUCCGGUUUAACUCCACUACACUAUGCUGCCUCGCGUGGCCACCUAGAAAUUGUAAAGUGGUUAAUUGCCGAUGCUGGUGCUAUUGUAGAUCUUGAAGACCAGACCGGUGAGACAGCUCUUCUGAAAGCUUCUUACAAUGGACAUGCAGCUGUUGUGGAUUUGCUUUUGCAAAAGACAGCCAAUGUUGAUCAAAAGGAUAGCGAUGGAUGGACUGCUUUACAUAAUGCUUCUGCUCAAGGUUACUUGCCGAUUGUUAAACAUUUACUAGAGAAUGCUAAUGCCGAUGUGGAUGUUAAAAGCAACAAAGGGCAUACUCCAUUAAUGAAUGCUGCGUCAAAGGGGCAUGUUGAUAUCGUCGAAUAUCUCUUAGAUCGUGGUGGUGCAAACCCACUUAUUAAAAAUAGUUUUGGAGAAACAGCAUAUGAUGCAGCUGCUACCUCCCAAGAAGUAUAUAUUUGUGAAUUGCUAGAAAAAGCUGAACGUGAAUGGUGGAAGGGUAAAAAACCAGUGCCGGAAGCGUCCUCCUUAAACGACCUUAUGCAUAUACCGGAUACGAAUCAACCAUAUGAUCCUUAUACAUUUCACAUUACAGUACCCGUUGUUCUCCAUGAAAAUCAACGAUCAUCAGGUUCUUUUGGCCUAUCUAUUCGUGGCCCUUCAAAAUAUUCGGCUAAUAGCCUUUUGAAAAGUGAUGUUCGUGGUCCUUGGUCCCAUCAUCCUAGCGGGAGACCUCAAUAUAAGGAAAGUGUUCAACUUCCAUCGGGGAUAUCAUCGUCUAUUUCGAUUAUUUCAAAUACAACUUUGUCAAAGCCUUCUCAAAGACCUUGGUUUUGGGUCACAGAUUGGCAGAUUGAUUUUACUCAUCCGCGUGUAGACUCACAAGGGUGGCAGUACUCUAAAAGUUUUGAUGAUCCUGACGUAGUAUGGACUGCAACACCACAAUCAAACAGUAGUGGUUGGGUCCGAAGGAGGAGAUGGGUGCGUGUUAUGAAACGUCGUAUGGAUCUCACUGAAAGUGGAUUACAGUUUGUUUCAAACAGUGAAAAUGAUACUCCGGAUUAUAUUGAGAAAGCUGAAUCUAUUGUUAAAAAAAAUUCCGAUAAUAGUAGUAAAGGAAAGGCCGUUGAUCUUUCAUUCACUGAACAGUUAACAAGGUAUAAAGAAGCGAUCGAAAUUUUAUCAUCAGGAAUUAAAACCGAUCAAAACGUACAACGAAAACAAGAAGCUAUAUCACUAGUUAGCAGCUUUAUGCAACAUGCCGAAUAUUUGGAAAAUAUGGUAAAGGGAAUUGAUGUUACUCCACGAAGUCCAAGUCUUCAUGAUGUCCCAAUAACUCCAAAUUUGUCAAAGUCCCCAUCUCCCACUCCAACACCAUUUCGGUCAGAUAUAUUACCAAAGUCUCCGAAAACAGCUGAUACGGGUAUCAUUACCAAUCUUCGAGCGCCAUCAACUGCAAGCUUUGAAACGAUUGAGAAUCCUUGGACCAAUGCUGUUCAAAGUGAAGAUGUUGGUAUUACUCAACCAUCGAUUUACGAGAAUCAGAUUGUGUCCUCCGCCAGAGCACAUCCUCAAACAAGUGUCAACAUGACAAAUGUCCCUGGACAUUCUAUAUCUUCGGGUUACAAGUGGGAAAAUGAUGAAGAUGUAAAUGAGUGUCGCCGUUGUAGAGUUAGGUUUAGUAUGUUUGUUAGAAAACAUCAUUGCAGGCGAUGCGGGCAAGUAGUAUGCGCUAAAUGUUCCAGUGCACGAGUUCAUUUGCCACCUCAACAGGUUCUCCAUAAUCCUUCUGGAAAUGGUGAAGCCAGCCAAACUUCUCAGUACCAUCGCGUGUGUAGCACGUGUCAUACUUCAAUGGGCCAUACUAUACGCCCACGGUCGAAUAGCUUCACAUCAACUACAUUAACUGGAGGUGCAUCAUCUGUUAGUAACAGCAGACGUAUGAGUAAUAGUUCAACAAUGACUGAAUGCCCUGCUUGUAGCAUAUCGUUAAACAAAGUUGGAGGAAAACCUGCCCAAGAAGAACACGUCCGGAACUGUUUAGAAAACAAGAAUGGAAAUAGCGUUAGCGGUUAUAAAUAUGUGGUUUAUAAACUCCUUCAAAAUAACUUCCUCGUCGGCCAAGAAUGUCCCAUCUGCUUCGAAGAAUUUCUUGCCGAAGUAGACGAUGAAGUUCGAAUAAUGUUAGACUGUGGGUGGAAUGAUGAAUUUAAUGUAGAAGAUUUAAAACAUUUAAGAAGAGUCGCUAAGCAGGUUGACGCACUCCUUCUCUCACAUCCUGAUCUUUCACAUUUGGGUGCCUAUCCUUACGCAUACGGACAUUUUGGACUUUCGUGUCCUGUGUACGCGACAGUACCAGUAGUUCACAUGGGACGGAUGUGCAUGUAUGAUAUCUUUCAAUCAAAGACGAAUGAAGCUAAGUUUGAAACUUUUGCAUUGGAUAAUGUCGAUGCUGCAUUUGAAAAAGUGAAUACAUUAAAAUAUUCACAACCAAUGGUGUUGGGAGGGAAGUGUAAAGGCAUCACUAUCACGGCAUAUGCUGCUGGACAUACUAUAGGUGGCACAAUAUGGAAGAUCAAAAAAGAUACUGAAGAGAUUGUAUACGCUGUAGAUUAUAAUCACAAAAAAGAAAGGUUGUAUGACGGAACAGUAUUACAUAAUAAUGGGGUUGUUUUAGACGCGUUAAGUAGACCUUCUUUAAUGAUUACAGAUGCAUACAAUUCUUUAAUAAUUCAUCCUGCAAGGAAAUAUCGUGACGCUGCCUUAUUUGAUACCAUUACUAAUACAAUGAAAAACAAGGGAUCUGUCUUAUUACCCACAGAUUCAUCGGCUCGUGUUUUGGAAUUAGCAUAUCUUUUGGAUCAGCAUUGGGCAUUUUAUCAAUUUUCGUAUCCACUUAUCUUGUUAACUCACCAAAGUUAUCGAACAAUACAGUUCGCCAAGAGUAUGCUUGAAUGGAUGAGUGAUGCUAUCAAUAGACAAUUUGAUAGCAAAAGAGAAAACCCAUUUGAAUUUAGGUAUAAAGAACUUUCCAAAUAUCCAGGACCUAAAGUUGUCCUUGCAAGUAGCUCUAGUUUGGAUACAGGAUAUGCACGAGAUCUUUUACUUGAAUGGGGAACAUCAGAAUCAAACGCUCUCAUAUUGACUGAUAGGGGAUCACCUAAUUCGUUGGCAAGAAAAUUAUAUAAUGAGUGGGAUAGGCUUAGUCAGUCGAAUGAUGGGCCUGUUAAGCCUUCUGUUAAUUUAAAUUUGACAAUGGAUCUUUUGAUAAAGAAGAAGGUGCCUCUUGAAGGAACAGAAUUAUCGGAAUAUAAAUCUGAGCUUCGUAAGAAGCAAGAACGUGAAGCAGCGCAAGCAGCUUUGAUUGCAAAAAGCUUAUCAAUAAUAGAGGACGACGAAUCUGAUGAAUCUGAAUCUGAGAUAGGAGAUACAGAUAUAGAAGAGUUACUGUCCAAGCAUUUUGAUCUUUAUGUGCGUGAUGCAACAAAAUACGGAGGAUUUUUUAAACAGACUCAGAGCUAUUUAAUGUUUCCUUAUGUUGAAAAAAGAAAAAGAUAUGAUGAUUAUGGAGAAAUUAUACAAGUGGAACAGUUCGCUAGGGGAAUUGUAGAUGAAAAUGCAGGAAAUAUUGAUGUCAAUGGAGAUAAAGUUGAUAUGAGUAGUGAUAAAGAUGAAUUCGACAAAGAAGAUUCGACGAAUACUUUCCCAGAGUCAAAUGUUCCAACAAAAUAUAUAUCUUAUGAACAAGAAAUUAAAUUUCAAUGCCAAAUGAGAUUUAUCGAUUUAGAAGGAACAAAUGAUGGUAGAUCUCUCAAAACCAUUGUGCCACAGGUUCAGCCUAGGAAGUUGAUUGUAGUCCAUGCGUCACCAGAAGCAACUAAUGAUUUUGCCCAGAGUUGUCUGGCGAUAAGAUCAAUGACACGAGAUAUUUACACACCCGAUGUUGGUGAAGUUUUAAAUGUAUCAGCCGCUAUAAAUUUUUAUCAGGUUAAAUUAACCGAUGCUUUAGUUAGCUCCUUAAAACUUUCAAAGCUUGAAGAUUAUGAUAUUGCAUUUGUAAACGGAAAAAUAUCCUUUCCACCUGAUUCUUCUUUACCAGUAUUGGAUGUGGUGCCGAUAGAAGAACUAAGUUCUGGUACUCACAAUCCUGUCUUUGUUGGAGAAGUUAAGUUAACAGAAUUGAAACGUGUAUUGCAGUCAGAAGGCAUAACAGCAGAAUUUAAAGACGAAGGAGUAUUAGUGUGUAAUGAAAAAGUGGCUGUCCGAAAGACACCGAACGGGCAAUUAAUUUUGGAAGGAUCAUUAUCCGAUGAUUAUUACAAAAUCAGAUCAAUAAUAUAUGCACAACAUGCUAUUUUAUAG